AGAGGGUUCAAGCCCGCAGGGUUGUGCUGCUCUCUGCCCACACCGCCCUCAGCACGGCAUCCCGACUAGCGCCUCUCUCCAGCAAGGAGCGGCUGCGCAAGGACACGGCAGCUUCGCAUGGAGUGCCCCGUCUGCUUCCACAGCUACGCCGCCGAGCCACACACCCCGAAGGUGCUGCCGUGCGGCCACACGGUGUGCGCCGCGUGCGUCCGCGCGCUGUGCUCCGGAGACCACGCCGGCCUCGCCAGUUGCCCCGUCUGCCGAGCUCGGUGCUCCGAGGCGGACAUCUCCACCAACUUCGCCCUCCGCGAGGCGGCCGCCGGCCUCGCGGCGGCCGCCCUGAAGGGCAGGUCCGCCGCGGCCGGGCCGCGCGCGGAGCCAGUUCCAGCAGGGCCCGGCGUCUGGGAGGGCCUGUCGCAGCCGCUGCUGCGGGGUGGCGGCGCGCCGGCCGCCCAGGCGCCGGCCGCCGCACCCGGGCAGCAGACAAUGCCUCCCGCCGCGGGCGACCUGGAGCCCUCGGCGCCACCUCUGGACGAGGCGGCCUGGCAGGUGGGCCCCGAGAACGUGUACGAGCACGCCACCGCGCACGCCGUGGAGGUGCCGGCGGGUCUCCGCCCGGCAGACGAUGCGUCCUGGGAGGCGGUGCGCCGGCCAGUUCUGUAUGGCUGGGGCGAGCAGCGCGAGCGGUUCAUGCACCGCAGGCCCAGGUGCCUGAUGGAUCAGAUGGUCAGCGGCUCCGGGUUUUACCCACCGCGCAUGCUGCACGACAGCUGGUUCACCGACGAGGAGCUGGCCAUGUCACUCCAGUUGGAGAGCUUGCUGGAGGGCACAGGGCACUCGCGAGAUCUGGCGCGAGAUAUGCUAGCCGCGCGGUUGUAUGACGUCGACGUGCGCAUUAUCCUGGACAACAGCGGUUCGAUGCAAGCAGACAUGUUCGGGCAAACGUGCUCCACUGGCAUGUCACAGGCGUGGAUCGAUAUGCAGGGUGACGCCUUCAAUGCGAACCUGCUUAUGGGCCGUACUUUUGCCAACAUGAGACAGCCUCGAUUCAAUGCCUCACCUGCUCCCCCGCAGAGUCCAUAUAGCCCAUCACAUCGACGCUGGUUCUUCGCCCGGGAAGCGUUGCGGCAGUGGAAACCGGUCUACAACGUAAUGGGCAUGGACCCAUGGGUCUACUUGCUGAAUCCGAUGACGAAUUUCGGCAAUAAGGUCCCAUUGUCCAGGGUUGAUGCGAUCUUUGCUGAUAAGCCUGGUGGCCGCACUCCCAUGACGCAAGCCAUCCAGCGGGCCCUGCAAGAUCACAGAGAGGAUCUGCCGAGCAGCACCCUGUUGUUGCUGAUCCUCACGGAUGGUGAAGCGGAUGAUAUGGUAAGCUUCAACGCGGUGCUUGACCGCAUUCAGAAUCAAGUGUUUGGUGAUGUGCAGGCUUGUUUCAUGGGCCUCUCGUUGGUGCCUCGCGACAUCGAAUGGUUUGAGAAUGAGGAGUGCGACGAGACCCGCAUCCGCACAGUUGAGGCUUACGAGGUGGAGCAGCGGCAGAUUCAGUUGCGUGAGGUAGUGUCCCGGGAGGGGGCAUAUAACUUUUACAUGCAUACGUUCCGCGUCCUGGUGACCAACUUUUUCCCCGCCGAUUACGACUAUGAAGCGCCGCUGCAGAAUUUCCGGCACAGGUUGUACAUCACCUUGCACGGAAGGGAUAGGUGGUAUGGGCUGAACAAUGUUUGCUGGAAGUGCGCCGUAUCUAAUCUGCUUUGCUCGGCCUGUUUCAUCGCCACGUGCUGUCACUGCAACGGUUGGUGUCAGGGCAACGAAUGUGGCAAGAUGCAGUAUCCCGAGUGUCUUGAGAGCUGCUUCGAGCAAGAGUGAGAGUCCUCAGUCGCACGCUCAUCGGCGAGUGCCGAGGUCCACGCAGCUAGUUCCUUACAGCCUGCUUGUUGUUCAAUGGUCAGGUCUGGCGAGGCAGUUUCUGUGUUUUCCCUUGGCCUCUCUUGAGUAGUGUGCCCCGUGAGUGGGUGCGCUCCCUCGGGCUUCGUUCGCUCCAGGUAGAUGAUCGCGGGCCCCCGUUACCUCGGAUAGCCUUCACAGGUUGUGCUCAUGUGGAAAGCAUCUCGCAUUGCUUGCUAAGCCAAGCUGUCCGAGAGCAGCACUUGGCACAAGGGCUCCUGGGUGUGAAGACAAAAAGUGC
This is a messenger RNA of Prorocentrum cordatum, 2185 nucleotides long. The record is from the annotation of a GenBank genome assembly. NCBI's taxonomy places the organism in Eukaryota, Dinophyceae, Prorocentrales, Prorocentraceae.